Messenger RNA from Coffea eugenioides, 3809 nucleotides. RefSeq names its product alanine--tRNA ligase-like. The coding region runs from base 81 to 3158 and encodes 1025 amino acids. The transcript has 24 exons. Gene Ontology annotation, cellular component: mitochondrion; cytoplasm; chloroplast. Gene Ontology annotation, biological process: tRNA modification; alanyl-tRNA aminoacylation. Lineage: Eukaryota; Viridiplantae; Streptophyta; Magnoliopsida; Gentianales; Rubiaceae. The record is from RefSeq and is a predicted model, not a curated record. Gene Ontology annotation, molecular function: aminoacyl-tRNA deacylase activity; ATP binding; alanine-tRNA ligase activity.
UUUAGUAGUGAUUUUUUGUUUCCCCUGAGCUCAUUCUUGUAAAGGAGAAGCGGGGAGGGUGGUAGGUCAUCAGGGGAUGGAUGAGGGUUUGUGGUAAUAAAAAUAAUAAUAUCAUCAUAGCCGUAGCGAGUGCCGUUGCAUUUGCUUUCCGCGGCGUCAGAGGAAUAAGCAUCAGAACAGGAUUCGCUGCUUCUUCUCCUCUCCACCAGCAUCUCAUUUUCACAAAUUAUUUUUCUUAUUCAUUUUUCCGAUCACGUUUCCCUUUCCCUUGCCCUUGUCGGGUUGUUGUUAGCGGUGGUGACUCGUCCUUAUCGACCAUGGAUUGGCCCGCCAGCAGAGUCAGAGAGACUUUCGUCAACUUCUUCGAGGGGAAGGGCCAUUUCAAUUGGAAAUCCAGUCCUGUCGUUCCGCUCAACGACCCAACCCUCCUGUUUGCGAAUGCAGGUAUGAAUCAAUUUAAGCCUAUCUUCCUAGGCACGGUAGAUCCCAACACUCCCCUGAGCAAACUCACCCGCGCUUGCAACACCCAAAAGUGCAUUCGUGCGGGUGGCAAACACAAUGAUCUCGACGAUGUUGGCAAGGAUACCUACCACCAUACUUUCUUUGAAAUGCUUGGCAAUUGGUCAUUCGGGGACUAUUUCAAAGGAGAAGCAAUUGAAUGGGCAUGGGAGCUUCUCAUCAAGGUAUAUGGGCUACCUGCAGACCGAAUAUAUGCAACUUAUUUUGGCGGUGAUGACAAGUCUGGUCUUCCUGCUGAUUUUGAAGCAAGAGAUAUCUGGCUCAAGUUUCUUCCAAAUGAACAAGUUUUGCCUUUUGGUUCUAAAGACAACUUUUGGGAGAUGGGUGACACAGGGCCGUGUGGGCCUUGCACAGAGAUACACUUUGAUAGGAUUGGAAAUCGUGAUGCUGCAUCACUUGUCAACCACGAUGAUCCUACUGUUAUUGAGAUAUGGAACCUUGUCUUUAUUCAGUUCAACCGGGAAAGUGAUGGCUCUUUGAAACCUUUACCUGCAAAACAUGUUGAUACCGGAAUGGGUUUUGAACGUUUAACAUCCAUUCUCCAGAACAAGAUGAGCAAUUAUGAUACUGAUGUGUUCUUACCAAUAUUUGAUGCAAUUCAACAGGCAACUGGUGCUCGAGCAUACUCUGGAAAAAUUGGAGCUGAUGAUGCUGACAACAUGGACAUGGCAUACAGGGUUGUGGCUGACCAUAUUAGAACUCUGUCAUUUGCAAUUGCUGAUGGUGCUUGUCCAGGUAAUGAGGGUCGCGAGUAUGUACUGAGACGCAUUCUUCGACGAGCAGUUCGUUAUGGUACUGAAGUCCUCAAAGCAAAACAAGGCUUUUUCAGUGGUUUGGUAAAGGUCGUUGUAGAAGUGAUGGGUGAUGUUUUUCCUGAGCUGCGGCAACACGAAGCGCACAUAAUCAAUACAAUUGCUGUUGAAGAAGCCAGUUUUGGCAGGACCCUUCUUCAUGGAAUUGAGAAGUUUAAAAAGGCUGCUCAAGAUGUUCAAGGAAACACGUUGAGUGGACAGGACGCAUUUGUGUUAUGGGACACCUAUGGGUUUCCUUUAGAUCUUACUCAGUUGAUGGCUGAAGAAAGAGGCUUGGUGGUUGAUGUCAAUGGUUUCAAUAUUGCCAUGAAUGAGGCAAGGGAAAGAUCAAGAAAUGCUCAGAAUAAGCAAGCUGGUAUUGGUAUUGUAAUGGAUGCUGAUGCUACCACAUCUUUGCGCAAGAAAGGGGUUGAUGCAACAAAUGACACAUUCAAGUAUGCAUGGUUUCAGGAUCAUGAAAGUGAGAUAAAAGCUAUUUAUGGAGGGAAUGAGUUUUUCCAAAGUGCUUCUGGUGAUUUUAAAGUUGGUAUCAUUCUUGAAUCCACAAGCUUUUAUGCAGAGCAAGGUGGUCAGAUAUAUGAUACUGGAUUUCUUGAAGGCCCUUCGGGAUUGUUCCAAGUUAGUGAUGUUCAAAUCUUUGGAGGAUUUGUUGUUCAUAUUGGUUCUUUCUGUGGAAAGACUGAUAAAUUCAGCAUUGGUGAUAGAGUGAUUUGUAAGGUUGACUAUGACAGGCGUGCCAAUAUUGCUCCCAACCACACCUGUACACACAUACUAAAUUUUGCUUUGAGGGAAGUACUUGGAAAUCAUGUUGACCAGAAAGGUUCUAUUGUUCUUCCUGAAAAACUGAGAUUUGACUUUUCCCAUGGUAAGCCUGUGAAGCCUGAGGAACUCAGAAAAAUUGAAACAAUUGUGAAUGAUCAAAUAAAAGCAGAAAUGGACGUAUUCUCAAAGGAGGCAAACUUAGCCGAUGCAAAGCGUGUCAAUGGUUUACGAGCUGUUUUUGGAGAAGUUUAUCCUGACCCAGUUCGAAUAGUUGCAAUUGGUCGAAGCGUGGAAGAUCUGCUGGCUGAUCCAGAGAGUGAAAAUUGGUUAUCAAUAUCUGCAGAGCUCUGUGGUGGGACCCAUAUUUCAAAUACGCGAGACGCCAAAGCUUUUGCUCUUUUGUCUGAAGAAGGAAUUGCCAAGGGAAUUCGUAGAAUUACUGCUGUCACAACGGUUAAUGCUUUGAAUGCUAUUGAAUUGGCUUCAUUAAUUGAGCAGGAAGUGAAUGAAACUUUUAAGACGGAAGGAAGCUUACUGGAACAGAGAGUCACUAAAUUGAAUGGUCAUGUGGAAGGUGCUGCUAUUCCAACAGUUAAGAAGACUGAUCUCAAGGCCAAAAUUUCUGUACUUCAGAAUCAAAUCAUUAAAGCCAAAAAGAAGAUUGCCGAAGAGAAUAUACAGAAUGCUGUUAAAGUUGCAUUAGAAGAGGCAGAAGUUUCAUCAUCUCAUGGAAAGACGUACUGCAUCACUCAUGUCAAUGUUGGUGCAGAUACUGCUGCAAUCCGUGAAGCAGUUCUUAAAGUGACAGAACAGAAGGGCAUGGCUAUUAUGGUCAUUAGCAAAGAUGGAACUGCAAACAAGGUUGUGGCGUGUGCUGGGGUUCCGGAGAAAAUUGAUCAGUUCAAGCAGCUGGAUGCUAAGGAGUGGCUGACUGCAGCUUUGGUGCCUUUGAAUGGAAAAGGAGGAGGAAAGGGUCGUCUUGCUCAAGGCCAGGGAUCUGAGGUAUCACAUGUGACGGAGGCGAUGGACAUUGCGGCUUCUUUUGCUGCACUGAAACUUAAAUAAUUGAAAGACCACUUGGUGCUGUAUAUACGGCACCAGAAACUCAGUUCAUGACCUAGAAAGGGAGAUUUUGUUUUGAAGUUGGCCACAUGUACCUGACUAUCGCUCUUCAUGCAUCCCACAAUGAUGCAGCAAUGGUGCGAGCCUGUGUACGGGAUUUCCCUGUGUAUUAUGUGACUUGGAAUUCCGAAGAAAGAUAUCGAUAUUGGCGAUCGUGAUAUAUCUCUACUAAGAUGAAUGUCAACCAUGAUGAGUAAAUGAAAUUGUUGUAUUGGCCCAUUUCUUUGGUGAGGUAAGUGCUACUGAUAUUUGAUUGAGAAGGAAACCCUGCUAAUAGACACUUGCACGCUUUAUUCUGCUAAUACAAAGACACCAUGAAAUUGCAUUAUACUUGUACUUCUGCUCCGAAGUCUUGAAGAUGUGUGCUAGUUGUACUUCCUGCUAAUAAAGUAGAUUGAACAAUGUUGUUCAACUUCUGAUUUGACUUUGAGAAUGUCACAACUGUUCUCUUCCACUCAGGCUUUUUCUUAGUUGUCGCUGCAGGGUCUUUUCAAGUUGAGCUGCAAUGGAUUCCAAAUUGUAAUUGAUGCUUCUAUUUUGUGGUUUCUUCCAGUAUAUUUCAACUAACUUUAUGGUUGACUGAAUUGUACUUCA